Alternaria postmessia is the source of this 945-nucleotide messenger RNA. RefSeq lists its product as uncharacterized. Gene Ontology annotation, cellular component: fungal-type vacuole membrane. Bases 1 to 945 code for a protein of 314 amino acids. The record is from RefSeq and is a predicted model, not a curated record. Gene Ontology annotation, biological process: transmembrane transport. Lineage: Eukaryota; Fungi; Ascomycota; Dothideomycetes; Pleosporales; Pleosporaceae. The transcript has 2 exons. Gene Ontology annotation, molecular function: transmembrane transporter activity.
AUGUCAAUUUCAUCCACCGAAAUCAAGUCCGAGAAUAACGGUGAUCUUGUAACCCGGACACAGCAAUGCAGGAUACUUGCUUCAACAUGCCUCAUGGCUUUUACGAUAAUAGGCCUUAACCAGUCUUUUGGUGUUUUCCAGGCACACUACGGACGGCAAGCGUCUGCCCUAGAGGGUGUCCUUCUUCAAGGCGAGCUGUCGCAACGCCCGUUGAUCUCUGCCGUAGGCUCAUUGGGAAAUGGUGGGCUCGUCGCCGCCUUUGGGCUGUUUUACUAUCCACACCUACCUAGGUUGGGAGGUCACGUCAAAUAUUUGUGUGGACUAGGCACUGCCUUCAUCACGAUUGGCUUCGCGGCUGCUGCAGGAAGCCAUAAUCUGGCAACGCUUGUCGCCUGCCAAGGAUUCCUGGUUGGCAUCGGAGCUGGCAUCCUUAAUUACGUUCUUGCGCCUAUUUUACCCGAGUAUUUCCCACAACGGAGCGGACUUGCACAGGGUGCCAUGUUCGCUUGUGGCGGUCUAGGGGGUAUGGUAUGGGCGUUUGUACUAACGGCAUUACUCGAAAGCAUUGGAAUCCGGUGGACGUUGGGGCUCCUCUCUAUAUUGAGCUUUGCAAUCCUGUCCAUCUCAAGUGCGCUCGCCCUUCCGCCGCGAAAAUUCGAAAGGCGGUCUACGGAGAUUGUCAGUUGGAAGGUCUUCCGAGAUCCUCUUUUUGCUUCUCUCGCAAUCGUGAACUUGAUCAUGGCGUUGACGCUGGCCAUCCCUACGGCAUUCGGACCUGAGUUUGCCCAGUCUAUAGGGGCCAGCAUCACCCACGGAUCAUAUCUCUUGGCCAUCAACUCGGGGAUUGGAAUUCCGGGGAGAAUAUGUACCGGCUGGCUCUCAGACAAGAUUGGUCAUUUGAAUAUGCUCAUAGUUGCAACCGCCGUAUACGCCAUUGCAACCUAG